Molecule: messenger RNA, 1569 nt
Organism: Bacillus rossius redtenbacheri
Lineage: Eukaryota; Metazoa; Arthropoda; Insecta; Phasmatodea; Bacillidae
Exons: 4
Coding region: 442-1569 (375 amino acids)
Source: RefSeq, a predicted model, not a curated record
AAUCUGCGGGUAAUUACCCGAAUUUCGGGUAUUUUCAACUAGUGCGGGGAAAAUUGCGAGUAUUCUCUGGUUUCGGGUAAAAUGAGGGUAUUUUUGUACAAUGAGAAAUAACACUUUUGAUGAAGGGUAAAGUUUUUGCUGUAACCAUUGGAAAUAUGUGUUCCAGAUAAUAUUGUUCAACAUUAUAUAACCUAGAAUAUUUAUCAGUAUAUUUUAGCCCAGGAGGAAAUCAUUUAUGUAAUUAUAUCUAUGAUUGAACUUUUAACCUAAAAUUAUGCCUCAGUAAAUUAUCCUGAUAUCUGUGACUAUUAUUUAGACAUUGUUGUGGUGGUGUAUGGCUAUUGUUUUGCUGUGCGGGAAUUUGUUAUGAACUGUUAGGUUGCAUUCUAAACAUCAAUAUGCAUAUUGUCUGAACUAUAAAGUUUGAUUAUAAAUAACAAUAUGGAAAAGUGGCUAGGGCUACGUCAAAAUAGCGACCAAGAACCAAGUUGCAGCUCUCAGUCGGCAGAAAUAAGACUCCAUGAAUGCAAUCCAGACGCAAGUUUAGAUAUUAUAGCAGAAUCUGAAGAAAAACAAAGUCAUUGUGUUCUUAAAAACCCGAGAAAAAAGUUAAAAAUAAGUGGGAAAAUAAAAAGGACUAAUAAGUUUUGUGAUUCCUGGUUGCAAAUACCAGAACUCAAGUCCUGGUUACAAAAAUCCAACAAAACUAGCUUAGGCAAUGAGUUAGCGUACUGUACAGUAUGUAGAGUUGACAUAACUGCACACAAGAAUGAUAUCACUCGUCACAGUAAUUCGUCAAAACACCAGUUAAACUGGCAACAAGUAAGCACUUCACACAAACUGACGAGUUUAAAAUUUAUAACUUCAGACGAAGUUAAAAGAGCCGAAAUUAAAUUAGCUGGUUUGAUAGCUUCUAACAACCUACCAUUCUCAUUGGUUGAUACAUUAGUACCAUUAUGUGCAGAUAUUUUCCCUGACUCAAAGAUUGCAAAAAAUGUUACUUUGGGACGAACCAAAGCCACAGCAGUUGUGAAAGACGUUCUAGGUCCAGCUUUCCAAUCAAAAUUGCAUAAGCAUUUAGCUGAAGCUGGGACAUUUUUGUCAAUAAUUAUGGACGAAACCACUGACAUGAGUUCUGUGAAACAGUGCGCAUUUGCUGUAGUGUACUAUAAUAAUGAAACUCACAGUGUUGUAACAAGUUUCCUGGACAUGGUGAGUGUGACUUCUAGUGCAGCAACUGAUUUGUUUGAGUGCCUAAAAAAUUGCUUACAUCUGAAAAACAUUCCACUGUCAAAUAUUGUCGGCUUUUCUGCUGAUACAACAAAUGUGAUGGUUGGUGAACAUCAUUCUGUAUUUUCUUUGCUGAAAGAAAAUGUGCCAGGCAUUGUUUGCAUAAAAUGUUCAUGCCACAUGAUUCAUCUGGUUGCUUCAAAAGCUUGCUUAGUACUUCCUCGUUCAGUUGAAGAUUUGCUGAGAAAUCUUGAGUGGAUAGUGAGGAUAAGUAUAUCCGACUUUGGGAAGACGGAGGUAGUUGCUGUGUACUUACAGCCACAAAUUCUGGAAGAUUAG